Messenger RNA from Bursaphelenchus okinawaensis, 5341 nucleotides. NCBI's taxonomy places the organism in Eukaryota, Metazoa, Nematoda, Chromadorea, Rhabditida, Aphelenchoididae. The record is from the annotation of a GenBank genome assembly.
AUGAGGCUAUUAAUAUUUUGUUUGUUCUUACCGUACUCUAUUUCUGCCAAAGUAGUAAGUUUUUAAGGUUUAAACUUUUUAAGCUUGACAUAAAUCUAUGAAAGGUUGUUUAGCGUGUAGAGUUUGAUAAGUUUUAGGGUCUUUAGUCUACGCUUAUUAAGCCUAGGGCUAGUUUGCUAAGCUUAAGUUUACUAAGUUUGAGUCUUCUAAGCUUAAGCCUAUUUAGCAUUAACUUAUUGAGCCUAAGUAUACUUAUUCUAAGCUUAUUGAGUCUAAGUCUACUAAGCCUGACCUACUAAGCCUAAGCAUACUAAGCCUAAACCUACUAAGCCUAAACCUAUUAAGCCUAAGUCCACUAAGCCAAAGCCUAUUAAGCCUAAUCCUACAAAGCCUAGGCCUACCGAGCUUAUGCCUGCAUGACUCUAUUCCUACUAAGCCUACCUCUAGUAAAUCUAAAUCUGAUAGUACUAAGCCUAUUGCGCUUCUUCUAAACCUAAGUCUUUAGACUGAAUCUAUUAAACUUAAAAUUACUAGGACUAAGUCUUCUUAACCUGUACUUACAAACCUUAAAACAAACGUAAACUCUAAAAUUAAGUUUAUUAAAACUAAGCCUACUAAGACCAAGUCUACUAAGGCUAAGCCUAUCUUAAAACAUAACUAAGCUAUCAUUUGGUAAGCAAGGUACUGUAAAACACCUUUUUCAGAACUCUCUAUACGUCAGAGUUCCAAGAAAUGUGCCAAUAGGUAUUGAGAACACCUUGUUGGGAGCCAACCGUGUGCCACCAGCCAACGACGAUGCUAGCAAUAACAAUCCUCAAAUCGCCUUGAGAUCCGAACAAUUCCGACCAAUCGAUGAGCUUGUCUUUAAUGAAAUCAAGUUUGUGAAGACUGAAGAUGAAGAGAGCUUUGAAGAAGACUUUUCGAAAAAUGUCAUGGAUAUUGAUCCGUCUUCAAUGAAUGCUGCUGAAGUUGAGUAUGAUGCCAAGGUUGAAGGGCUUUUGAAUGGUGGGACUGAUGGUGUGGAUCAUGGUACUGAAGGGUAUGAUACUGAAGGAAAUGGUAUUGAAGAAACUAGUACUGAAGCCAAGAAGUUUGGUAAAGUUCAGCACAGUACUAGUACUAAAGUUCCUGAUACUGUAAAAGACAGUACUAAAGCUCACAAAUUUGAUAGUGAUGUACACAGUACUAGUACUAAAGACUUUGAUACUGUAAAGGAUAAUACUGAAGCCAACAAAUUUGAUGGUGAUGAACAUAUUAGUAGUACUAAAGGUUCUGAUACUGUAAAAAAUAGCACUAAAGCCAAGAAAUUUGGUAAAGCUCAACGCAGUACUAGUACUAAAGGCUUUGAUACUGAAGAAACUAGCACUAAGGCCAAGAAAUUUGGUAGAGAUGGGCACAGUACUAGUAUCGAAAGCUUUGAUACUGUAAAAGAUUAUACUGAAGCUAACAAGCUUGAUACUGAAGAAUACAGUACUACCACACCAUUCUUUUUAACAGAAAGAAGUGGUAUAGUAACUGACACAUCAAAAAGUACUAAUGCUGCACCAAGUAGAUUUGUAAUUAAAGCUCAAAUUGAGCACCAUGAUGUACAGAAUAGUACUACCAAAAAAGUUAAUAGUGCUAAGGAAAGACUUCAGAGUAUUUCCGUAGGACUUCAUAGUGCUACAAAAGAACCUGAAAGUACUACAGAAAGACCCGACAGUAAUACAACAAGACCUGACAGUACUAAAACAACCUCUGACAGUACUACAGAAAAUGUUGACAGUGCUAAAAGAAACGUCUACAGUAUUCGUACUACAAUAGACAUUGACCGUACUGCAAAAAAUCUUGACUCUACUAUCAAAGCUACUCAUGGUACUACAAAACAGCCUGUGCUUACUACUGUCGACGUUGAUGGUCCAGCUGAAGUUACUGACUAUACUGUAGAUAGUAAAGAUAGUACUAAAAAUCGUAUUGAAAGCACAACCCCAGCACCAUUGAAAAAACUUCGAGCUACAGAAAUCUCUAAAGUUUCAAUUGGAGAAGGUGCUAAGAUUGAUAAAGUGAUAUUCCUCAAUAGUACUAGUACUAAAGCUCAGAAUGAAGUGAAGAAUCAAACAAAAGAUAAUACAACUGAAAAAGCCACAGAAUGUUUGAGUGAUUGCAUGUUCAUUGCUACAUUGGUUGCUAAUCGAUCGACUGACAACAUGUUUCGUGACACUUGUCGGUAAGACUAUUGACCUAAGCCUAAGCCGACUAAGCCAAAGUCUACUAAGCCAAAGCCUACUAAGCCAAAGCCUACUAAGCCAAAGCCUACUAAGCCUAAGCCUACUAAGCCUAAGCCUACUAAGCUUAAGCCUACUAAGCCUAAGCCUACUAAGCCUAAGUCUACUAAGCCUAAGCCUACUAAGCCUAAGCCUACUAAGCCUAAGCCUACUAAGCCUAAGCCUACUAAGCCUAAGCCUACUAAGCCUAAGCCUACUAAGCCUAAGCCUACUAAGCCUAAGCCUACUAAGCCAAAUCUUAACAAACUUAAUCUUACAAAGCCUAAGCCUUACCUAAGCCUAUUAAGCGUCAGUCUACUAAGCCUAUACUUAUUAGUUAUGUGAUUGAUUUAAAGCCUUAGCUUACUAAGUUUAAGCCUAGAAUACAAAACUUAUGACUACUAAGCCUAAGAUUACUAAGCCUACUAAGCUUAAGCCUCAAAGUGCCUAAAAAGCUAAGACUACUAGGGUUAAGCCUAAAAUUCCGAAGCCUAAUCCACGCUUCCUCAGCUACUUUUUCAACGUAUAUUUUGUUUUCAAAAGCCUUAUCAAUAACAAAUUGCUGAAAAUUUUUGGGACAUUACCUAAUAUCAUGCUGUAACUAUGUAGCCUUAGAGAAAUUGCAAGAAACUGUGUUACGCAACGCUUUCUUAUGUAAUAUUAUUAACUUUUGUAAUGUUUGCCGCGAUGUAAAACGACCCAACAAAUGACUGCGAGUGCUGGGAUUUUACUUCAAAUUUCUACGAGGUAUCGCUCUUUAUUUGUCAUAUAACACACAUAAUUAUGUUAACUAAGACUUCAUAACAUUUACAACAACAGCAUUCCUAAACUAAAGUCUAAGCCUAAUGUUCAAACUUGGCUUAAGUCUACGCAUCCGUCAUGCUCGAGCUAAAGCCUAUGCUCAUAGUUAUGGCUAUGGCUAUGGUUAUGGUUAUAACUAUGGCUAUGGUUAUGGUUAUAACUAUGGCUAUGGCUAUGGCUAUGGCUAUGGCUAUGGCUAUGGUUGUGGCUAUGGUUAUGGCUAUGGCUAUGGCUAUGGCUAUGGCUAUGGCUAUGGCUAUGGUUGUGGCUAUGGUUAUGGCUAUGGCUAUGGCUAAGACUAACUUAAAGCUUCAUACCCUGUCUUAGCUCUAGUUUCAGCCAUAGUCUGAGUUUUAAUCUAAUUUUAGCUCUAGUCCAAGCCGAAAGUUUAGUCCCAGUCCAAGCCAACUCUUAAAUCCAGUCCAAGCUUAGCCAAACUCAAACCCCAAUUCAAAUAACCCUACUGUAACUUUCAGAAGCUACGCCAAGGUCUCCCACUGUCUGAACCGUUGUCCAUCUUCAUUUGACUACGAUUCGAAAGAGCUGGUGAAGCGUUGUUCAAUGAACAGUAAUCAUGCUUGGAGAAACUUCAAUCAGUGCUACAAGAGAUACACCAACGAGUCUGUGAAUGAUUGUUCAAAGUGGUGCGACAAACAGUUGGAUUGGAGUGAUAACAAGGAAAGGGUCAAUACCCUGUGCACGUAGGUUUAAACUGUUUUCUUUAGGCUAGUUUUAGGUUUUUAGGUUUAGCUUCGGGCUUUAGGUACGGUUCUUUGAAAACUAGACUUUAAAUUAAAGUUUUAAGCUUAUUUCGUCAUCCUAAGUUAACCUUAUUCCUUUUUUCUAGGCUUAGUUUUUAAUUCCUAGGGUUAUUACUUUAUCCUAGGCUUAAGUUUAAACUUUUAGGUUUAUUUAUUAAUUUUUAGCCUAGUUUUCAACAUUUAGGCUUACAAGAUUAAAAUAAAAACCGUAAAGCUAAAUUUGCAACUUUAAAUUUAAUUUUUAAGUUUUAGGCUUAACUUUUAACUUUAAGCCUAAUUUUAAGUCCAACUUUUUAAUAUUAAGCCUAACUUUUGACUUAAAAUUUAAUUUUAAAAUUUUAAGCUCAAUUUUUAAUUUUAAGCCUAAUUUUAAAAUUUUAAGCCUAACUGUUGACUUUAAGCUUAAUUUUUUAAUUUUAAGCUCAAUUUUUAACGUUAAGCCUAAUUUUAAAACUUUAAGUUUAAGUUUUUAUUUUAAAGCCUAAUUAUAAUAUUGUAAGCCUAACUCGUAUCUUAAAGAGUCAUUUUACAAUUUUAAGCCUUACUUUGGAUUUUAAGCCUAAAUUUUAGAGUUUAAAGCUUAACUUUUGACUUUAAGCCUAAUUUUAAGCUUUAUUUCAAACAUUUUUACAUUUAAAAUUCAUUGCCUACUGCAACCUACAGUACUAAAUUUCAGCAAAACCCAAUGUGUAACAUCAUGUGUCCGCAAGUAUUUGAAUAAUCGUUGUGAUGGUGGUGGUGACGCAUUGGACAAGAUUGUCUAUUCACCUUUCGACUCAUUCCGUCAAAACAAAAACAUUCGGUCGAUUUUUGACGAAAGUGUCGGUAGAUUGCCUUCCAAGUGCCAACUGUUCUUCACAAUUACCGUAAGAAAUUACAGUUAAACCCUUCAACAGUGGACCGGUCCGGUCCGAACUCAAAAAUUUUGUUGGACUAGACUGGACCCAAAACUUUUAAGUUUGGACCAGACUGGAUCCAAAAAUCUUGUGUUUAGACUGGACCGGAUCCAAAAAUUUUACGUUUGGACCGGACUAAAUCCAAAAAUUUUAAGUUUGGCCCGGACUGGACCCAAAAAUUUUAUGUGUGGACUGGACUGGACUAAAGAAUUUUAAGUUUGGUCUGGACUGGACCUAAUAAUUUAUGUUUGGACCGGACUGGACCCGAAAAUCGCUGAACCGGACCGGUGAAAAACGCUUCAGACCGGUCUGGGCAAAACACUACUUGUGAAGAGGCUUGGCCCAGUGUUUAGCUUUAAAAAAAAUCGUAAAAUUUGAGGUUACAGUAUCUUAUAGCUUACUACAGUAGGAAAAGCAAAGCCUGGUUUCAAAGUAAAACUUCCAAGCUUUGGACUAAGCUAAUGAAGACACUAUUAAGCCUAUAAUUAGAAAGACCGAAUUAAAGUUGUAAAUAAGCUCAAAAUCGCAACAAUAAAGCAUGACUUACUUGCAGGUAAUCAUUAAGAAUUAAUUGUUAUCUUACUUGUUACAGGAUCGUCCGCAUGAUACCCCAAGAAUAAGAAAGAAGAGAGUCCUUUGA